Ahaetulla prasina is the source of this 2147-nucleotide messenger RNA. Its product is annotated as solute carrier family 2, facilitated glucose transporter member 11-like. The record is from RefSeq and is a predicted model, not a curated record. The transcript is spliced from 13 exons. NCBI's taxonomy places the organism in Eukaryota, Metazoa, Chordata, Lepidosauria, Squamata, Colubridae. Gene Ontology annotation, biological process: monosaccharide transmembrane transport. Bases 1 to 2070 code for a protein of 689 amino acids. Gene Ontology annotation, cellular component: membrane. Gene Ontology annotation, molecular function: hexose transmembrane transporter activity.
AUGGCGGAGGCACAAACAAUUGUAACACAUAGGGGUGCUUUCAAAUGCACCCGGUUACGAUUUGGGGUCAGCAUUACCCCGGGACUUUUCCAGAACCUGAUGGAGAGACUCUUACAAGGGAUCCCUGGGGUGGUACUCUAUUUUGAUGAUGUCCUAGUGUCAGCGGACAAUCAUCAGCAACUGGGCGACAGACUUCAAAAAGUCCUAACAAUCUUCAGGAACUUGGGUCUACAAUUAAAACUUGAAAAAUGCAAAAUUGGAGUCCCAUCAGUCGAGUUCCUGAGCUACCGCAUUGACCACGCGGGCAUUCACCCCACAGAGUCAAAAAUCAAAGCCAUCAGGGAGGCACCCACCCCACAGGAUAAAUCAGACCUGCGAGCCUUCCUGGGGCUCCUGAAUUUUUAUGCAGUCUUCUUAAAACGAAAGGCCACGGUAGCCGAGCCCCUCCACAGACUCUUAACUAAGAAGACACCAUGGACCUGGGCUUACAAUUACAAGCUGGUCCACCGCCCCGGCAAGGACUUGGGUCAUCCCGAUGCUCUCAGCAGGUGCCUACUGCCGAAGUUGGUGGAAGACCCAACUCCAGGGAAGCGGAUUCAAUAUCAGAGACUCCUCUUAAUGGUGGUUAUUCUGGGAAUCGGAGGAUCACUGCAGGUUGGCUUCCAAGGAUCUAUGAUCACCUAUGCAUCUGUGCACAUCAAAGAGUUCAUCAAUGAGACGUGGUUGGAGAGGUUUGGACAUUCAAUCCAUCCUUCAAUGCUCACCUUAUUGUGGUCUUCGGUGGUAUCCAUCUUUGGCUUGGGAGGUCUCCUGGGCUCCAUGAGCAGUGGAUGUCUGGCUGCCAAAUAUGGAAAGAAGAACUGCUUUUGGGGCAGCAGCGUGCUGAUGGUGGCCAGCACAUUCCUCCUGGGCUUCAGCAAAACGGCCAGGUCUAUCGAACUCAUUCUGGUUGGACGUUUUCUGUGUGGCAUCAGCACAGGUGUUUGUAUCCUUCUUCAUCCCCAGUACCUCGGGGAGGUUUCCCCCAAAAAACUCCGCGGAUUUACCACUUCAACCGCUUCCAUGUUUUGGUGUUUGGGAAAAGUCCUUGGUCAAGUUAUGGGACUAAGGGAGCUUUUGGGAAGUAGAGCCCUCUGGCCAAUGCUGCUGGCCUUCAGUGGGACUGCAGCCUUGAUCCCCUUGCUCACACUACCAUUCUUCCCCGAGUCACCACCUCACUUGCUCUUGCACAAAGGAGACGAAGAAGGAUGUGUGAAAGCAAUGAAGACUUUCUGGGGGAAAGAACCUCAUCGGGCAGAGCUGGAUGAUUUGCGGAAAGAACAAGCGGCCCUGAACAACGCCCAGAGCAAGAGCUUCCUGGAAGUGGUCAAGGAGCCUUCCCUGCGCUGGCAGCUCUAUAUGCUGUUUGUCCUGGCAGUGACCACACAGCUGAGUGGCAUCCAGGCAAUUUAUUCCUACACCUUUGAAGUGCUCCAGACGGUUGGGUUUCACCUUGAGCAGAUCCCCUACUUGGCCCUGGGAGUGAGCCUCUGCGAAUUUCUUUCCACCAUCCUUUGUAGCUUCAUCAUUGAACGAUUUGGAAGAAAGGUGCUACUCUGGGGAGGCUACGCAUUGAUGGGCACCAUGCUGGCUGGUAUCACCUUAGCUCUCUCCCUGCAGCCCUGGUUCUCCUGGAUGCCUUAUUGUUGCCUGUCUUUGAUCUUCUGUUUUGUAUUUGUCUUUGGGAUGGGCCCAGCUGGUGCCACAGUCUCUCUCAGGAUGGAAAUCUUUGAUCAGUCAUCCAGAGCCCCUGCCUUUGCGAUUAGUGGGACCCUCAGCUGGGUUGGAGUCUUUGUGAUCGGAAUGGUAUUUCCGUUGAUGAUGGAAAACUUCCGUCAGUUCUCCUUUCUCAUCUUCAUGGGGAGCCUUUACACUUCAGGAUUUAUUAUUUACUUCUUCCUGCCUGAGACAAAGAAAAAAUCCAUCCUAGAAAUCCGAGAAGAAUUUGAUAAACUUAAUUUUAAGAAGAAACAAAUUCCUGUCGUAGAAGCCAAGCUGACCAAAGACCAUGAAUUAUGUACCAAACUAUGACAAUGCUGGACUCUCAAAUCUCAGAGAAGCCCUGCAUGGUCCAACCUGCAGCUUUUUGGAGGUCCUUUUAGAUGACU